Pelmatolapia mariae (spotted tilapia) is the source of this 1000-nucleotide messenger RNA. RefSeq lists its product as uncharacterized. The coding region runs from base 130 to 657 and encodes 175 amino acids. The record is from RefSeq and is a predicted model, not a curated record. The transcript has 6 exons. Lineage: Eukaryota; Metazoa; Chordata; Actinopteri; Cichliformes; Cichlidae.
GUGGGCUGUUUGUCUGUGUGAAGCUGGCAUAGCCUCCUGUUCCCCUGCAUCUGUUCCCCAUUAGCAGAGCCGAGAGUAUAAAGCAGGGAGCUGACAGGAGCUGAGGACAGUCUAGUUCCUGCCUGGAUCAUGGGGUUUACUGUCUGGCUGUGCGUGCUGUGCCUGCAGGCGAGCCUGCUGUCACACGCCUUCGACUGCUCAGGAGCAAGCCGGGGAGAGCUGUGUGUCAGCGGACAGACCGCAGACGGACAGUCAGAUGAUCAGACACAGCAGAGGGGGCUACCCUUACCUGAAGGACUGGCUUUGUUCAGACGUAAGAGACAGUUGGAGCGGAGAGAUCACACCCACCUGAGUCACUCCAGCCUGCCCGGGGCCGUCUCUGUCAAAGGCUUCCCUAAAACUCUCAUCCAGGCUGAUAGGUCCCGGCGACACUUGGUUACAGCUGCAAGCAAGAAAAGGCGUAACAAACUCCGCCCUGGCUCCUUCUCUGUCAUCGUCUACGACAAGGAAACCACCCCCGUACAGUUGAUCAGAGCGAGGAGACAAGUGAAGCUCGAUCCAGCCAAGAGGGGGAAAUCGGGUCGCUCUGGAGCUUUCUCUGUCCUCGGGGAUCCUCAGACUGAUGGACAGAGCGACAGAGCCGAAUGGAGCACAUAAAAGACAAGAACUGGAGAACACACAAAGAAAAAAGUUCCUUGUCAUUCUUGCAAAACCUAACAAGGGCCUGCGCACAGUAGAAAUGUGUCCAGAUGUAACCCCAAAACGUGUGGAGAAACCGACCGCUGACAUGGACAACAUUCCCAGUAGAAAAACCUCUGUUCUGUUCUUCUUGUUCUAACUGUAAGCUAGCUUACAUUUAUCAGCUGGUCUACAUUUAUAUGGAUACUUUUAUAUAUAGUUUUUAAUUUCUAAUAUAUUCCUGCAUGUUGUUGUUUUUUUUUCAUCACAAAAAGAUCUUAUAUUAAUAUUCUUCUUUGCCAUUUUGUUGUAACCUAUUUAA